CAUCCGGACUAUCCCAGUGUCAGAUUGGAAAGUGAAAUAGAUAAAGGCACUAUAUUAUUGAUCGCGUCGCGUAGCGACAGCGAUCUAUAGUUUCGGCUUGGUUUUUUUUUUUAUUUUACUCUCGGGUCGACCCCCAGCGUCGCUAGCUGCGGGCCAUAUCACCCUAAUCGGGAACCUGCGCACAGGUAAGUUGCUAGUUAUAUCACGUGUCACCCGUUUCGCCAGAAUGUAUCUAUUAUAAUAGCUAUGAGAUUAGUUUCAGGCGGCGGUUGUUAUAGUAGGCAGGUGACUAAUCCCGGCCAAUCUCGCGCGUCCAAUCUGGCAUCCAAUCGUCCCAGUCCUUCUACUUGAAACCACCACCAACAAACAUGGCGGCUGCAAAGGAGUGAAGCCUGAAGGUAUUAGUGCAUGUACAAAAACAAGAGGAAUAGCAGUCUUAACAAACGAUCUUAUACUUUAUCAAAUUUCAAUUUGAUACUUUUUCUUAGUAACAAUAAGUAUAUAAGGUCACGUUAUGAAAAGACGGCGUAAUUUGAAGCGAACUUUACCGGCGAUAGAAAUUGUCUCCUUCGGUAGGUCAUCCGUUCAGAGAAGAAAAGUUACCCUCACAGCGCCAGAAAUUGUGGACUCUAAUCAAAGGCGUCAGGUCGGAGAUGACGAGGAAACAUUUAGAAUGGACACGGAGAACCGAGAAACAUUUGCAAUGAAUGAUGGACAUGAGGGUGAUGAUGAAGAAGAGAGCGAUGAUGAUCAGGGCGAAGACGAAGUCACCCAGUACCGAAAAAAACAGCAGCGAGCCGCGCAAGGCUGGGAAGAUAUCCGUGAUGCAAUGUUACGGGCAGUCGUUGAGUUAGAGUGGAUUCCGGAUGGUCAACUUUGCAGCAAAUGUGCAACAUCAGAAGCAAAUUUCCGUUGCCUUCAGUGUGGAGCUGGUGUGUACUAUUGUGAACAAUGUGUGAGUGCAGAACACGCUAACAAGAAUGUGUAUCAUGUAGUAGAGGAGUGGAAGGAUAGAAUGUUUCAACCAAGUCAGAUUAUUGGCACAAGGUUAAAUCCUCGCCCAAUGCAUGCAUGCCAAACAUUGGAAACAAAAUCAAUUACUGUUAUAAGUGAAAAUGGGAUUCCCCAUCAUGUUGGUAUAGUGUCAUGCAAAUGUGAGCCAUUUUCUGUCACAUUAACAAGAUUGAGACUUUGGCCUACAAGCUGCAAGCAACCAUUGUAUGCAUUUGACUUUCGCCUAUUUGACUGGAUGGAAGCUAUGCUUUUGGAAUGUCAGGUUUCCUUACAUGACUUUUGCAAAGCAUUGCAUUUCAAACUACCUCCAUAUGUAAUUAGGAAAAAGAUUUAUCCGUUAAUCAUUGAUUGUUUUGAAGAGUACAGAUUCUUCAAGCACAGACUGCGAACUCUACAAUUUACUUGUCCAGAACUGGAUUAUGGCAACGUUUGUCCUGCUUGCCCUAGGGACAAUGGUGUACUGAUUGAGUCUUUCGAUGCCCUUUUUGGUCUACCUCGGAAAAAAAGUGCAGGAUGCAGUGUAAGGGAACCGUUGCAUCGUGAAAAUAUAUUCAACAACCAAAAAGAGGUGGACCAUUAUAUUGAAAACUAUCCGAGAAAACAGUCGUCUCAGAAGGAUUGUAGUGAUUUCAAAGCUGGUGAUGUUUUACGAUCGGCGAGUCAAUUUAAAGCACUAGAUGAAACUGCAGUGUUUGGGAGUGCCUGCAGACACGGUUUUCCCAAGCAAUUUCUCAGCUUAAAGCAUGGAGAAAGAAUUGGGUAUGCAGUAUGGCUUAUUAAAAAGAUAGCCAAUGACAACGACGGGAGAAAUAUAGAAAUGAAAAUUAUGUACGACAUUGCUUGUUUGCUCAAAAGACAUUUGCAAGCAUCUGGACAAGAAAAUUUGCUUGAAAGCAUAACACUGGCCGUACCUGCAUUUCAUAUUUAUGGCCACAAAGGCUCUUGCCAGCUUCAGUAUAGCCCAAGACGUGUUGAUGGUUUUGGGUUAACAGAUGGAGAACAACUUGAGCGUUUGUGGUCAUAUCUUCGUCGAUUUGGCAAGAUGACAAAGGAAAUGCGGCCAUCACAUAGAAUAGAUGUCUUGAGUGAUGCUAUUCUUCAUUAUUCCCGACAAUGUAAAGACACAUUGGUUUCAAAAUUAAUUAAAAAUUGGAAGAGAGCAACUGAUUGUAUCGAGGCCAGCAGCAAAAGUCUUUCUCAGCUGUCAAAAAACUCGCCAGUCGAGUUAACAGAGUCGCUUAUACAGCAACUGGCCGAAACUGAACGUCAACGUUUAUGUGGUGGGGAAGGAUAUACAUACCUAAUUGUUUUGCGCCUUCACACUUUAAAUAUCGGAUUUGUUAUAUUUAGGAAUGAGAAAUAUGUACAACAAAAUACAACUAAAAUAAUGAUUUUCAUUCUAGGUACACGAGAAGAGCUCGGAGAAACCAUCACAGCAGAAAGUCAAACGUGGGAAUCCAUUUACGUGGAUAAGUUAAAAACUUAUUACACGCUAAGAGAUAAUUUAUGUGAAGAGGGAUCUACCGAAGAUGAAGUGAUGACAGAUGUUGUAAAACGAAUUUCCAGACUCGAUAAGGAGCUUGAUGCUAUCGAAAGGUCACAUGCAGUUACCGUUCGAUGGACCCGUAACAACGAACAAUACCAAAAUGUGUUUCAAAUGCAAGUUAUUUUGAAAUGCAAGCAGCUCCUUGAAAAAAUGAAGCCGGUGUCUCAAGAACGCCUCUUUCUGCUGAAAAUUAAAGAGAAGUAUUCUGAUGGUCAUGCUUUGUCAAAGAAACUUGCUAAGCAAGUGAAAAAAUCCGACAAAAAACUAAAAGAAAUGGUAAUUCAACAUAAUUCUUUCCGUGAUUGCCUAUCGGUAGAAAACAGGCAUAAUAUCAAAGAACUGCAAGUUAGUGAUUUAAGACUUGAGGUUGAAGGUUUGCUCGGUGCUGUGGAGGAUGAGAGAGUUGCUGCUGAUCGAAUACCUUGUUCUGUUCGACGUCAAGCGAUUGACAUGCUCCAUCUCUUGCACCGGAGCAAGGAGGAAAUUCAACUUGUGGAGCUGGAAAUGAAUAGAGUGUUCAUCUAUUUUCAAAGUGAGGAGAGUCAUUUGGCCACGCAAAUUGAGCAACUUCUAACUGACAGCAAUGCUACAUCCUACACAACUGGUUCCAUUUCGUUAUUAAAAUCAACGCAGAAAAUUCUACAACGUCGGCUUCUCGAAAUGCAUGCUUCUCUGAAGACCUAUGUCAACCUACCAACUCUGGAAUUUGUUUCUUCCUUCCCAAAUGACAGUUGCUCAAUAGAAAAUUACAAUGAGUCCAGUGACAGUUGCCCAGAUGAAACGACAACAGAUGAUGAUUCCGAAAACGAAUAGCCACUUUAAGUAAAUAGCUAUGUCCAAAGUUAAUUAGUCUUCAAAAGUUGUGUAUUGUGUAAUU
Dendronephthya gigantea is the source of this 3437-nucleotide messenger RNA. RefSeq lists its product as uncharacterized. Lineage: Eukaryota; Metazoa; Cnidaria; Anthozoa; Malacalcyonacea; Nephtheidae. The record is from RefSeq and is a predicted model, not a curated record. The transcript is spliced from 15 exons. The coding region runs from base 515 to 3373 and encodes 952 amino acids.